AUGAGAGGAGAAAUUUGCCAUAUUCACAUUGGUCAGGCUGGUGCACAGCUGGGUACCAGCGCUUGGGAGCUGUACCUGCUCGAGCACGGUCUCAAGGCCGACGGCCGGAUUGACGAGGAGAGAAUCGAAGAGAUCGGUGACGGUGGCUCCCGCGAGACCUUCUUCACCGAGACCGGCAACGGAAAAUAUGUGCCUAGAUCGGUUUUCGUCGACCUUGACCCCUCGCCCAUUGAUGAGGUCCGUACCGGCAACUUCCGUCAGCUCUUCCACCCUGAAUUCUUGGUUAGCGGAAAGGAGGAUGCCGCCAACAACUAUGCCCGUGGACACUACACUAUCGGAAAGGAAUUGGUGGACAACGUCCUUGACCGCGUCCGCCGUGUUUCCGACAACUGCUCCUCUCUGCAGGGCUUCCUAGUCUUCCACUCUUUCGGUGGCGGUACUGGUUCCGGAUUUGGCGCCCUGUUGUUGGAGCGUCUCGCAACUGAGUAUGGCAAGAAGUCGAAGCUCGAGUUCGCCGUCUACCCCUCUCCUCGUGUGUCGACUGCUGUCGUGGAGCCUUACAACGCUGUCCUAUCCACCCACAGCACCAUUGAGAACUCGGACUGUACCUUCUUGGUUGACAACGAGGCUGUCUACGAUAUCUGCCGUCGCAACUUGGACAUCCCUCGUCCCAGUUAUGAACACCUGAACCGUCUGAUCGCCCAGGUCGUUAGCUCCGUCACCUCCAGUCUCCGUUUCGAUGGUGCCCUCAACGUCGAUCUGGCCGAGUUCCAGACCAACUUGGUGCCUUUCCCUCGUAUUCACUACCCUCUGAUUUCCUACGCUCCUGUUGUGUCCAGCAGCCGCAGCUCUCACGAGAGCUUCAAAGUCCAGGAUCUCACAUUCCAAUGCUUCGAACCCAACAACCAAAUGGUCGUUUGUGACCCCCGCAACGGCAAGUACAUGGCUGUCGCUCUUCUGUACCGUGGUGACGUUGUGCCACGUGACUGCACCCAGGCCGUGGCCAACGUCAAAGCCAAGGCUUCUUUCAACCUGGUUGAGUGGUGCCCUACCGGUUUCAAGUUGGGUAUCAACUACCAGAAGCCCCAGCGCGUUCCCGACAGCGAGAUGGCCCCUAUCGACCGUUCCGUCAGCAUGCUCUCCAAUACCACUGCCAUCUCUGAGGCCUGGAGCCGUCUCGACCACAAGUUCGACCUCAUGUACUCCAAGCGCGCUUUCGUUCACUGGUACGUUGGCGAAGGUAUGGAGGAGGGUGAGUUCUCUGAGGCUCGUGAGGACCUGGCUGCAUUGGAGAAGGACUACGAGGAGGUUGCUAACGACGGCGAACCCGAUGUCGAGGAGGAAGCUGAAUACUAA
Messenger RNA from Aspergillus ruber CBS 135680, 1356 nucleotides. Its product is annotated as tubulin alpha chain. The record is from RefSeq and is a predicted model, not a curated record. Lineage: Eukaryota; Fungi; Ascomycota; Eurotiomycetes; Eurotiales; Aspergillaceae. Gene Ontology annotation, biological process: mitotic cell cycle; microtubule cytoskeleton organization. Gene Ontology annotation, cellular component: cytoplasm; microtubule. The transcript has 7 exons. The coding region runs from base 1 to 1356 and encodes 451 amino acids. Gene Ontology annotation, molecular function: structural constituent of cytoskeleton; GTP binding.